GUUUGGGUUUCAUUUGGCCCAUUAAUACAUAUGGGCCAGAUGGAUGACAUUAAGGCCCAUACGAAGCAGAAGAAAUAUACUCAGGUGAAGUGGUUGAACUUGAAGGUGAUGGAGAUGGAGAUGGAGAUGGAGUCGUCGUUGUCUUAUUGGGAAUACACGGGAAUCCUCGUACUACGCCCUCUCCUCGCCGUAGGGUUCGUUCUAUCCUUAAUUUCGCUAGGUUGGUUGUUGGCGUGGAAACUGGUGCUGGUGCACGUGCCAUUGGUGCAAGAGGUUUUUGGCCUUAGAAAGAAACCCGUCCGAUCCAAGCCUCCAACUGGUCGCUUCUCCAAAAUUUACAGCACCAUUCAUGCCCAAAAUUUACCUUCCACAUCAUGAGAUCAUUAAAUUGUGAAGAGAUAUGUUGGAGAUGAUAAACAUGGGGUCUUGGACUGUAGAACAGGCAGUGAUUCAUUGAUUGAAAUAAAUGAAGAAACUCCCAAGUAGCAGGCAACACGCCUCAAAAACUCGUGCGAUUGGAAUAUUACACACCUUGUACAUAAUGUUGGUUAACUUCAGAAAACUAAGCCGUGAAUGGAAUGCAACUAGAGGGAUCCGACCAUCCAUCUUCCUUCUACUCUAUUUAGUGCUCUCUGUAACUAGUUUGUCAAACUCAAUUUAUGAUUAAUUAUGAUUUGUUUUUAUGCUAGCUUUUGGCCAUAUAUUGUUCCGUACAAGGUACAAGCACCUAGGUAAGAUGAUACCUAAAUAUUAAAGACUUGGGUUAGUAUCAAUUUAGUUACAAGCUUGUUGACAUUUAUAUUAAUUUUUCUGUUGAUGAUAAAAGAUACGGCAUCAUGUAGGACC
Molecule: messenger RNA, 846 nt
Organism: Gastrolobium bilobum
Lineage: Eukaryota; Viridiplantae; Streptophyta; Magnoliopsida; Fabales; Fabaceae
Exons: 3
Coding region: 31-378 (115 amino acids)
Source: RefSeq, a predicted model, not a curated record